Gigantopelta aegis is the source of this 2735-nucleotide messenger RNA. Its product is annotated as WD repeat-containing protein 82-like. The coding region runs from base 35 to 988 and encodes 317 amino acids. The record is from RefSeq and is a predicted model, not a curated record. Gene Ontology annotation, cellular component: Set1C/COMPASS complex. NCBI's taxonomy places the organism in Eukaryota, Metazoa, Mollusca, Gastropoda, Neomphalida, Peltospiridae. The transcript has 9 exons. Gene Ontology annotation, molecular function: protein binding; chromatin binding.
AUAAAAUUGCAGCCCGCCAUGCUACGUUACGAAAAUGAAGAUUACCGAUAACAUUGUGCGAAAUGUCAAAGUUGCAAAAGUAUUUAGAGAAAAUACUGACAGAAUAAAUAGUCUUGAUUUUUCGGCAAAUGGUGAAACGUUAAUAUCUAGCAGUGACGACGAUUCUAUUGUGAUCUACGAUUGUAUCAAUGGAACGCCAAAGAGAACUCUGAACAGUAAGAAAUAUGGGGUUGAUCUCAUCAGAUACACACAUGCAGCAAACACAGCUCUCCACUGUUCCACUAAGGUGGAUGACACGAUCCGCUAUUUGUCACUGCAUGAUAACAAAUACAUCAGAUAUUUUCCAGGUCACACUAAAAAAGUGGUUACUCUCAAUAUGUCGCCCAUUGAUGACACGUUUCUGUCUGGGUCGAUGGACAAAACAAUCCGCCUGUGGGACUUGAGAUCACAGAAUUGUCAGGGUCUUAUGUACCUAUCAGGUCGUCCAGUUGCUGCCUUUGAUCCAGAAGGUCUUAUUUUUGCAGCUGGAGUCAACUCGGAAACAGUCAAACUCUAUGACUUGCGGUCUUUUGACAGGGGACCAUUCACGACUUUCAAACUACCGCAAGACAAAGACUGUGAUUGGACAGGAAUAAAAUUCAGUCCCGAUGGAAAGCUUAUUGUUAUUUCUACAAAUGGCUCAGUAGUUCGCUUAAUAGAUGCAUUUCAAGGAACGCCAUUGCAGAACUUCACAGGAUUUCAGAACAACAGAGGUGUUCCGCUCGAGUCGUCAUUCAGCCCCGAUUCUCAGUUCGUUUUUGGAGGAUCAACUGAUGGGAAAAUCCACUGCUGGAGCACAGAGACUGGUUCUAAGAUAGCAAUACUCAAUGGAGACCAUCCCAGCUCUAUACAGAACGUACAGUUCAACCCAAAGUUCAUCAUGCUCGCCUCGGCUUGUACCAACAUGGCAUUUUGGCUUCCCUACGUUGAUGAUGCCCAGUCAGGAUAAUCAAUUGUGUGUGAUUAUUAUUAACAAUAAUCAAUGACACACAUCUCGAGUUCUCGAAAUGGUUUCUCUUACAAGACAUUAGACAUGCAAAGUAAAACAUUUUACGCAAAAAUAAGCUGAAGACGACUGGUAUUACAACUCUUACAGAAGAGAAAAUGUCUUGGCCAUUACUUGUUAAUGUAACAGUGCAGUGUGUUACAGAGAAAUUAUUCCUUAACUCCAACAUCUUGGCUUACAACCAAGAUUACCAAACAAAUUCCAGCUUCCAGUCUACCACAGGUUAAGGCUGAAACAAAAGAAGUGUUUGCCAUGGUAGCAGAUCUGUCUUGUGCAAUCAGUAAUGGUAAAUUUACCAAAGUCAGGGUGUGUCAAAUAAUAUUUUAGGCAGCUGAUGUAGUCCAAUUCGUGAACGUGAAACACGCACAAAUAACAUGAACAUUGGAGGUGUCUGCAUUUUGUUAGCGGCUGAAUAGUGGAAAGAAGUUUCACUCUUUUUUUUUUCUCUUUUUUUUAAUAUUAGUGGGGUUAUGUUGACAACUGCAAGAGCAGUCCACUAAAGCCAAGAAUUAAUGUGGAUUGUGUACACACUGUAUAUUUUCUGUAUUGUGUACACUUCACACAUUGUGUAAAUGUGUACACUUUACAAAUUGUGUAUGUAAGUGUACACUUCACAAAUUGUGUGCAUCGGUGUACACUUCCUGCAUAGUGCAAGAUGGUGCAUUCAUUCCCACAUGAGAAAAAUAAAUGAAAACUAUUAGUCUACUAUAUCAUCACAAAGUAUCAACAUCAAUCAUUUUUCUAAGCAUUUCUACUUUUCUAUUUUGGUCACUGCUGUGUACAUUCGUACCAUAUUCAUAACAUCAUGGUUACAUUAGAAGUAACCUGACCCGUCUCCAAGGUUACAUCAGGCCCUAGGUGUUUAAUGUACAGGAUUUCUGCCAGAGGGUAAAACGGGUAUGGUGCCAUACCCAAAUAUUUUUGCAGAGUUUACAUUUUUAAGUUGAACAUUUGACAAAAUUAACGACUCUUAUCAUUACUGUAUGAUUUUUUUUAACCCUGACCUUAAACGUAACCCAUUUUCUUUCAGUGGGAGGCCCUCCAUAACCCCUGUUGACUGUGGUUGCAUUAAUUCGAUAGCGUCCUACCCCCAAAAAUUUAUUUCUGGUAGAAACACGGAUGUAUUAUAUGUAGUUUGAGGUUCUAGUUUGGAUGAACAUUUUUUCAACAUGGAUACUGUCCCAGUAAACUGGCUAGGGAUUUUUAAAGCAAUCUUAACACUACGAAAAUUGUAAAACCAUCGUAGGCUGUGAUGUUACUACAGCACACGUUAUAGUGAUGUCAUUCAUAGCUUACGAUGGUUUUACGAUUUCACAGCGUUAAGAUAGCUUCGAAAAUAUGGGCCCUGGUUUGUUUCGUCGACAGUAUUAUAUCCAUAUAGGCAAUUAAUAUAUUAUUUGUUGCAAUGCCUCGCUUAAAAUCUAAUAUCACAAUAACAGAAAUGACAAAAUUCAAUGUGUUUUUGAUUCACUUUAAAAUAAAGUUAUACAAAUUGAAAUGAUUUUGUAUCUUGUAUUACGGUGAAACCCCUGAAAACCAAUUGUCAGUGACCUGGAAUUCCCUUAAAACUGAACGUUUUUUGUGGUCCCUUUUUAAAUAUCGGUCCAGAACAGACCUGCUCUAAACCAGAUACCCCUUAAAACUGCACUUUUUACUUGGGCACCACAACUGGUACAUCAAAGAUCGUGGU